AUGGGAGCGGCUGUCUGGCGACAGCAGUGGACACGGGAGCGGCUGUCUGGCGACAGCAGUGGACACGGGAGCGGCUGUCUGGCGACAGCAGUGGACACGGGAGCGGCUGUCUGGCGACAGCAGUGGACACGGGAGCGGCUGUCUGGCGACAGCAGUGGACACGGGAGCGGCUGUCUGGCGACAGCAGUGGACACGGGAGCGGCUGUCUGGCGACAGCAGUGGACACGGGAGCGGCUGUCUGGCGACAGCAGUGGACACGGGAGCGGCUGUCUGGCGACAGCAGUGGACACGGGAGCGGCUGCCUGGCGACAGCAGUGGACACGGGAGCGGCUGCCUGGCGACAGCAGUGGACACGGGAGCGGCUGCCUGGCGACAGCAGUGGACACGGGAGCGGCUGCCUGGCGACAGCAGUGGACACGGGAGCGGCUGCCUGGCGACAGCAGUGGACACGGGAGCGGCUGCCUGGCGACAGCAGUGGACACGGGAGCGGCUGCCUGGCGACAGCAGUGGACACGGGAGCGGCUGCCUGGCGACAGCAGUGGACACGGGAGCGGCUGCCUGGCGACAGCAGUGGACACGGGAGCGGCUGCCUGGCGACAGCAGUGGACACGGGAGCGGCUGCCUGGCGACAGCAGUGGACACGGGAGCGGCUGCCUGGCGACAGCAGUGGACACGGGAGCGGCUGCCUGGCGACAGCAGUGGACACGGGAGCGGCUGCCUGGCGACAGCAGUGGACACGGGAGCGGCUGCCUGGCGACAGCAGUGGCGAGCCUGCCGAGAAUAUGCCACAGCGGUGAAGGUCCCUGA
Molecule: messenger RNA, 807 nt
Organism: Schistocerca cancellata (South American locust)
Lineage: Eukaryota; Metazoa; Arthropoda; Insecta; Orthoptera; Acrididae
Exons: 2
Coding region: 1-807 (268 amino acids)
Source: RefSeq, a predicted model, not a curated record